Messenger RNA from Temnothorax curvispinosus, 1064 nucleotides. RefSeq lists its product as uncharacterized. The record is from RefSeq and is a predicted model, not a curated record. Lineage: Eukaryota; Metazoa; Arthropoda; Insecta; Hymenoptera; Formicidae. Gene Ontology annotation, molecular function: sequence-specific DNA binding. Bases 1 to 579 code for a protein of 192 amino acids. The transcript has 4 exons.
AUGGGCUUCUCAGAAGCAUCGCGAGAAUACCCGGGACCCGUGAAUACGCGAAAUCGGUAUGAUGAACCCAUUUCUUCGUUUUAUAAAGAGUGUGUUUAUCGUCAAUUGACGUCGUACAUUAAUUCUGAAAAAAACAUUCUUUAUAUAGUGUUCACGUGUUUCAUCUGCAAAAAGAGAUCAGACAAAUCGCAAGAUUUGUCGUUUCAUCGAUUUCCGUCAAACUCUAUCGCUCGACAACAAUGGCUAGAUAUUAUCGGAAAAUCGGAAGAAGUCAUAGGAAAAGCAACAACCAUUUGUUCGAGACAUUUUGACACUGAAUGUUUUCGUUAUGGGCUAGUCAAUGGAAGAAGGUUUCUGAAACCAGGGACUAAACCAACUAUAAAUCUUGGUAUAAGUGCUCCAAUAAAUAUUCUGAACACGACAGAAUUUUCUUCUAUACAAACCAGUAAUAUCCCAACCAAUGAACCAGCAUUGCGAUCAAGUAUUGAAGAGUUAGCCACAUCAAAUAAGCGGAAACAAGAACCACCACUGACUGAAGUUAUUGCUGCAAAAAAGAUUCGACUAACUGAUCUUACAUGAGAAGAACUUUCCGAGUCAUCAAUGCGAGGAAAAGCUUUGUGGAACGCUGCAAAACAAGAGCUAUUAAAUAAAGAAAAAAAGAUUGAGUGCUUACAGCGUAAAGUUCGACGGUUGAAACAGAAGGUUUCGAGCUUGAAAUUGUUGACAAAACAUUUAUUUAAGAAUAAUUUAAUAAUGGAAGAUGAAUUAAAACUCUUACACGUAAGUGAUAUAGAGGAUGUUAAUGAACGCAAUGAAUAAAUUAGUACAUUAAUUAUAUAAAUAUGAGAUAUAAAUAUGAGAAUAAUCAAUGUCGGUCUUGCAGUAAUCUGCGGCAGAUCUUGGUGCCUAAUAAUAAUUAUUGAAUUUUACAAUCUCCUGCUCAUGUGAACUGCGUCACAUAUUCGUCGAUCUUCAAUUAUUGUGAUUAAUUAUUAGAUUAUAUUAGAUUAGAUUUUGUAAAUGUACAUACUGUAAGUUUAUUAUUUUCAUUUUUCUUAAAUAAA